AUGCUGGAUCUUCUGGCUCGGGCUCAGCUCGUGGGUGCUGGCAAUCUGCCCAACAAUGACCAUUCCCUGACUGGUCCUCUCACGGGACCAGCUGUUGUCUCGGGUGAAAACUUCUUCGACAAACAGUUCAAUCCACGCAGCGAGAGCCCUGAGCCCAUCUCCUCACCCAAUCUGUCACCAUCGACCUCUCGGCGCCCGUUGCCUCUUCAAGAACAUGACGAGCCUUCGAAAACAAAGGCUUCCGUUUCCAAGACGAUCAUCGAAGGCCAGGAAUCCGAAUAUUCGAGCCGCAGCCCGACCAACGAAAGUGGUACCACCAAUAAGACUUCGCCGCCGCCGUCCCGUCGACCAAGUCUGAAACGAACACUGACAGACACGCUGUCCGUAUCGGUGCAUCAAAAGCUCAUCGACACCAUGGCGCAGCCCUUCGUUGCCGGCCCUCCAGGAUUCGAGGAGCAGAUGCUAUCUCCAACCGUUCCGCCGAAUUUCGCAGCCGGCACAAUGCCCAGUGCUCUCGGCCCUGUGCAUGGUCACACCACGCGGUGGACACCUGCGGCUCAGGCCAUUUUCACGACCGAAGCGAAACCCCCUUGGACAAUCAUUGCGGCCAACGAUCUUGCCUGUCUCGUCUUCGGUGUCACAAAGGCCGAGGUACGUAAAAUCGGCAUUCUUGAGGUUGUGCAAGAAGAGAGAAGGGCGUGGCUCGAGAGAAAGCUGCUUCAAUAUGAUUCAGAAGGAGCAGCCCAAAGCACUGAGGACCUGUCACCCCCCGCACCCCCAGCUUCCGUAUCUUCGUCGCUUCUCGGUGGCCGAGGCGGUGGCAUCACGGCGAAACUCCUCAGCAAGCCAAACUCCAGAACGAAUCCGCCCAAAGCGCCAAUCCCCCGUAAGGCGCAGACAGUACAUAGCGGUGACCCGAAUCCACCAACCAUGAGAGGAGGGUCGCGCCAUCGAAGCAGCCGCUCUCGAGGCGUGCUGCUAUGUGGCGACGUUGUGCCCAUCCAGAAGCGGAAUGGGUCCACGGGUUCGGCCAGCUUGUGGGUGAAGGAGAAGCGGAUCGGCCUUAUCUGGGUUCUUGAGGAAAUCCAUGAAGACGUCGCCAUGAUUUCUAUGGACGACGAUGGUGUUGUCGAAAAGGUAUCCGGGGAGACAGAUGCGAUAUGGGGGUUCGAGACGCUACGUCCAGGAUGCGACAUCGGGCAGCUUAUUCCGAGGAUACCACGACAAGGUAUUGACCCUCGCACGGGCGAGGUUGACUUUGCUCAAGUCUCCAAGCGGCGGUUUUUCACCUGCCCAAACGCAGAUAAGGUGAACAUUCCAUGCACAGUCGAACAAGUAAGAGGCAGGACAGAACUCCGCGUUUCCAGCCUCCCACAUAUGGCAGGCAUCAUCGUCGUCAAUCCCGAAAACUUGGAGAUCAAGAGCUCGAACUCAGCCUUCUCAGGGUCUCUGUUCGGUUAUGAGAAGCCAGAUGGGCUGUCCAUCAACACGCUCCUGCCCGGGUUCGAGAAGAUUCUACAACUUCUGACGGAGGAAGAUGGCGUCAUGUUGAUGGACGGUAUCGUUGUCCCGGAGCACAGUUUUCGGAAGGCCUCAGCGUUCCUCGCAGUUCGAGAAGGAAGGCCUGAUGCAGCGACAUCUUUCUUGCGGACCGAGGGUCUGCCUGCCAGGCACCGUGACGGUUCCGAACUCAAGAUUGAUGUCCAGAUGCGGGUUGUCCAGAGCGAGCGACAGCCGGCUGUUAUCACCGAGACUGUCGUGGAGGCGAGCGAAGACGAGGAUGACGACAGCCAUGGUGAGAGGGAAAACACCUUUGCGGUUCCGCACAGCGAGAUGGUGUAUGCUCUCUGGAUUACUUACUCCCGCCAUCUCCAUGCAACGAGGUCUCAGCUCGACGUCAAAACGCCCACCCGUUCAGGUACGACAACACCUCUUCACCAGCCCUCGCCAGGACAGACGGCGGUACAUACGCCCAUGGAGAUGAGCUCCGACUCGGACGACACCAAAAAGGAGAAGUCAGGAUCUGGAGCCGCAUCAGCUUUGACACGCCAGAUCAAGCACGUCAUGCAUGCGGCCGCCAAGGUCACAGGAGUGGCCAAAUCAAGCCCCAAGGAGGAGAGGCCGCCUGCCGUGCGCGCUGUGACACCUGUGCAUAAGAAAACUAUCGAGGACUUCCAAAUCCUCGAAGACAUGGGUCAAGGAGCCUACGGGCAGGUCAAGCUUGCGAAAUACAAAACGACACAGAAAAAGGUCGUUCUCAAGUACGUGACCAAGCGGCGAAUCCUAGUCGACACAUGGACUCGAGACCGCAAACUUGGCACGGUGCCCCUCGAGAUUCACGUCCUGGACUAUCUCCGACGGCCGGAACUGAGGCACCCCAACAUUGUAGACAUGGAGUCAUUCUUCGAAGACGACAUCAACUACUACAUCGAGAUGACGCCUCACGGUCUACCCGGAAUGGAUCUCUUCGACUACAUUGAAUUACGCAGCAACAUGGAUGAGGCCGAGUGCAGGAGCAUUUUCGUGCAGGUUGCUCAGGCCAUCCACCAUCUGCACACGAAGGCGCUCGUCGUUCACAGGGACAUUAAAGACGAGAAUGUGAUUUUGGAUGGCGAGGGCCGCAUCAAGUUGAUCGAUUUCGGCAGUGCGGCAUACAUCAAGAACGGCCCGUUCGAUGUGUUCGUGGGCACAAUUGAUUAUGCGGCGCCCGAAGUCCUCGCUGGCAAGUCUUAUGGUGGCAAGGAGCAGGACGUGUGGGCCUUGGGCAUCUUGCUCUACACCAUCGUCUACAAAGAGAAUCCAUUCUACAGCAUCGACGAGAUCAUGGACCGGGACCUCAGAGUACCGUUCACCAUCAGUGACGAAAGCAUCGAUCUGAUCCGUUGCAUGCUGAACCGCAACGUGUCUGAGCGCUACGACAUUACACGGGUAGUUGAACAUCCAUGGUGCCAGGCCCUCGAUGUGGAGUAA
Messenger RNA from Verticillium nonalfalfae, 2970 nucleotides. RefSeq lists its product as uncharacterized. The transcript has 2 exons. Gene Ontology annotation, molecular function: ATP binding; protein serine/threonine kinase activity. Lineage: Eukaryota; Fungi; Ascomycota; Sordariomycetes; Glomerellales; Plectosphaerellaceae. The record is from RefSeq and is a predicted model, not a curated record. Gene Ontology annotation, cellular component: nucleus; cytoplasm; cytosol. Gene Ontology annotation, biological process: intracellular signal transduction; negative regulation of glycogen biosynthetic process; protein phosphorylation. Bases 1 to 2970 code for a protein of 989 amino acids.